Molecule: messenger RNA, 1926 nt
Organism: Propithecus coquereli (Coquerel's sifaka)
Lineage: Eukaryota; Metazoa; Chordata; Mammalia; Primates; Indriidae
Product: chromosome unknown open reading frame, human C1orf87
Exons: 11
Coding region: 1-1647 (548 amino acids)
Source: RefSeq, a predicted model, not a curated record
AUGUCUGCAGUUUGGAAGACUCCCUGUGGGUCAGAUGCAAUGCCUGAGAUCACGGUGAAAAUCGUUGGAAGUAAACACUUUCGAUACCUUGUGGAAAAGCCAAAGACCAAGGAAGAUGAGAACAUGAAAACAGAAACUCAAACAGUGCUCCAGAAACCCCUGACUGGUAAUGCAAGCCUCCCAGCUCCUACUAACCUCACUGAUGAGCAAACCAAUUAUAACCCAGAUGGUGGGGAAGAGAGGAAGCACCCAGAGAACAUUCAGAAACCAGAGAACAACCAGAAACUUCUAACAGGAGCAAACAAUAGCAGAUUCCUGGAUGGCAAAGCAUUUAUCAUUUCAAUUCCCAUUCAGGCAAAUGGCCAUUGCAGCUCUGUACCAACGGGAGACCAGUCCCUAUCCUAUGUGCAUGGCCUCCCCAGGCGAAGGCUUAGAGACUGGUCUUUGGAACAGAUGGUAAGCAGAGGCUCCAACCAACCUGAGGAUGUUGGCCCAAGAUCGAGUGGGACAAGAAAAGAAGACACUUUUCUUCUUGCCUUGGUCAGAAGAGAGCUCAAGUCACAUCCUUUGAGUUCCAGCUUAUUAGAUAAGCUUCAGAAAGAGCUGCAGAUCCUGGACGCCAUCUCUUCAGGAUGUCUUCUCCAAUCUCAGCUGAGCCGCCUCUUCUUAAGGCAUGGAGUCCCUCUCCAGUUACCAACAGUCAAGAUCCUUUGCCAGAGAUUUUCUAGGAGGGGCUCUCCUGAAAUGGUGAAUUAUGGAAAGCUACUCUUGUUUUUAAAAGGUGCAGUUUCAGAUAAUCCACAGCAAAGCAAAACAGUUGUAGACAGCAAUCUGAAGAAAACUGAGAGUAUCAGCAAUCACAGCCAAAGUACUGCACCUCAAGACUCCAGCCCACAGUCAGAAGUGAACAAGAGCCUCUUGGAGAUUUUGAAGAUGGCACUAAAGACGACCAAUGGCAAACUCAACACAGAGAACCUCAAUCUGAGUUUUCGAAAAGAAGAUCGCUCAUUCUCUGGCUGCCUCCCUCCACCCAAGGUCAGGGCUAUAUGUGGGAAGCAUGGAUUACAUCUGACUUUGAGUCUGCUGGAAACAUUGCUUAACCAUCAAGAUUUGGGUUACCAAGAUGAAAUAAAAUGGCAGAAUUUUGUUGAGAUGCUGAGCAGAGCUUCUUCUGAUUUGUUGGCUGAUUUGCCUACAGGGAAGAAUGAAAAGGAAGCCCCUGCCACUCUAGUGGAGCCUAAAGUCCCUGAGACGUCUCAAAGCAAAACUGAACAUAUGAAAACUCCAGAAGAGGAGCCAAAGCCAGAAACCCCCCCUGCUGAAACUUUAGCCCCAAAAGAUUCUCCUAGCUCCUUGAAGAUCAGGCCUGCCUCCCAGCCUUUUGUGAGUCCAGCCAUGAAUAAAGAGUCUGAAGAAAGUGAGAUGUGGAUAGACAGGUUCAGGAAGCUGGAAAAUGCCCUCUACCUGUGUGAUCUGAGUAAUACAGGAGUCCUGGAGAAGGACCGAGCUAGACGCCUCAUUCACAACUACAAUCUCAUUUACAACCUGUCCCUGAGCCCUCGGAAAAUCGACCAGGCCUUGCGGAGAUUUCGUUCAGGAGAAAAUAUGCUCUUGGAGCCAGCACUGCAGUACUUAAAGGAGCUAUGAUAACAAGCCCAGAUUGUGAGAACAGAUGUUUCCCUUAUCUCCCUUUUUACCCAGACACGUGUUUCUCCCCAGCCCGAGUGUAGUGGUGGAGGCAUUGUCAGAGUUGAGGCCACUGCAGCUAUUAUAGAUGCGUUUGAUUUGGACUUGGUUUCUGGCUAUAAUGCUUGCUCAUAAGUAGCUCAAAACGAUCAGGGAAAACUAGGUUUUCUCUUCUGAUGUGGCAAAAACCCAGAUACUUAAAAUCUCCCUUUAUUCCAAUAAAGCUUAUUAUUAAUGUUA